ACCCGACCGGCGACCAUCCCGCGGCCCCGCCCCGCGCCUCGCUUGGCUAUAAACACCCGCCCCCUCUCACACCCCACCGGCCACCGCGGCACGGCAGCCGAAAGCCACCCGAAUUCACGCCCGAGCAAGCGAGCCAACGCCAAGGGGUGAGUUGAGUAGAGGAGGAUGAGCACCAUGGCCAUGGCAUCGUCGUCGCUGAACCCGAACGCGCCGCUCUUCAUCCCGGCGGCGUACCGGCAGGUGGAGGACUUCUCGCCCGAGUGGUGGGAGCUCGUCAAGACCACCGCCUGGUUCCGCGACCACUGGUUCCGCCAGCACCAGCUCCACGAGGAGGAGUACGCCGCCGCGCUCGCCCUCCCCGACGACGUCGACGUCGCGGCGCUCCUCCCCGACGACUCCUUCGACCUCCUCGACAUGGUCGACACCGACGACCUCUUCUACGCCCCCGACCACCACCACCACCAGAAACCAGCGUCCGUGUUCGGCGGUGACGCGGACGCGGUGCUCAGGACGCUGAGCCUCGACUCGCCGAGGGCCGUCGGCGCGGGGACGCCGCGUGCUCUGCGGGAGCAGCAGCGGAUGUACGCUGACAAGCCGUUGCAGUACGUCGGCGCCAACGGCGGCGCACUCCGCGUCAUCCACCAGCCCCGCUAGAGCCUUCUUGGCGAGCGACGAUGGCUGCUGCCGCUUCUGUGUAGUGUAACCUUCGAGUCUAGUCUGUUUCUGUGCAUACAACUAAAAGAGAGAGGGCAUGCAGAAUCAAAGGCGCCUAGUGCUCUCUUCGUUGCUUCUUGUGUUCAGUUCAGGUCGAUCGAUCUGUGUUAGAAAAAAAGCAAGCAAAAGAAAAAAACAUGGCGUGUUGUAGAAUCAUGUACUACUCCUCUCUUUGUUCAUGUUGGAUAUAAGAUGGCAAGCAGUCUAAUGUUAGAACUCUUCACCA
Phragmites australis (common reed) is the source of this 940-nucleotide messenger RNA. RefSeq names its product protein EARLY RESPONSIVE TO DEHYDRATION 15-like. The transcript has 2 exons. Bases 166 to 654 code for a protein of 162 amino acids. NCBI's taxonomy places the organism in Eukaryota, Viridiplantae, Streptophyta, Magnoliopsida, Poales, Poaceae. The record is from RefSeq and is a predicted model, not a curated record.